Messenger RNA from Rubroshorea leprosula, 1700 nucleotides. The record is from the annotation of a GenBank genome assembly. Lineage: Eukaryota; Viridiplantae; Streptophyta; Magnoliopsida; Malvales; Dipterocarpaceae.
CUGACUGAUGCUAUCAACCACUCGAUUGUAUCCAGUCAAAAUUAAUCUCCACCGCAGAGAAAUCUUCCUCAUCCGGAGACUAGAAUUCGUCGGUUCGAAGAAGACGAAGACGAAGACGAGGGAAAAGAAAGCGCAAGUCUUUUAGUAGUAGUGAGGUUAAUUCCCAGCCUCAGAUCCAGCACGAGCUUUUGACUCUUCAACACAGUCGCCAAAAACACCACUUUCAAUUCACACUUCAAAAUUCAAACUUCAAACCCUCAGAAAAAUCUGACCUUUUUACACCAAAAAUAAAACAAGCUGCCCACGUUAUCGAAGGGGAACCCAGAUGGUACCCAGAAGGCCCCAGACCCAUCUCCCUCUUCCCCUUUGCUUUGUCUUGCUUUUCUCUCCAUAAAGGAACCCUCUUGAUCGCUUCUCUUUUUUGCCUUUGUACGGGUUUUUUUUAGGAGAAUUGAAGAUGGAGAGUGCGGGAGUGGCAGUUGGAACCGGAGGAGGAACCCCCACCUAUGGGGGGAGAUAUGUAAGGUAUAACAUCCUGGGUAGCAUCUUUGAGGUGUCCUCCAAGUACGUUCCUCCUAUUCAGCUUGUUGGUCGCGGCGCAUACGGCUUCGUCUGUUGUGCCAAAAAUUCUGAGACAAACGAAGAGGUUGCAAUAAUGAAGAUUGGGAAUGCAUUUGAUAACAGGAUUAAUGCUAAGAGGAUACUCAGGGAGAUCAAACUCCUCCGUCACCUGGAUCAUGACAAUAUUGUCAAGAUCAAGGACAUCAUACCACCGCCAGAAAGGGAAGGGUUCAAUGAUGUCUAUAUGGCAUAUGAACUGAUGGAUACCGAUAUGCAUCAGAUAAUACGGUCUAGCCAGCCUCUGACUGAUGAUCACUGUCAGUAUUUCCUCUAUCAAUUGUUGAGGGGACUGAAGUACAUACACUCGGCUAAUGUUUUGCACCGAGAUCUAAAGCCGAGCAAUCUGCUUCUCAAUGCAAACCGUGAUCUUAAAAUUGGUGACUUUGGGCUUGCAAGGACCGCUUCUGAGACUGACUUCAUGACGCAAUGUGUUGUCACUCGUUGGUAUAGGCCCCCUGAGUUGCUGCUCAACUGCUCAGAGUAUACUGCUGCCAUUGAUAUCUGGUCAGUUGGUUGUAUUCUCAUGGAGAUAAUUAGAAGGGAACCACUUUUCCCUGGUAAAGACUAUGUUCAGCAGUUGGCACUUAUUACUGAGCUACUAGGAUCACCUGAUGACUCAGAUCUUGGAUUCCUAAGAAGUGACAGUGCUAGGAAUUGUGUCAAGCAGCUUCCACAGUUACCAAAGCAACCCUUUUCUAGGAAGUUCCCAGACGUGUCUCCUGUUGCAAUUGAUCUUGCAGAGAAGAUGUUGGUUUUUGAUCCAUCCAAGCGCAUUACUAUUGAGGAAGCACUGAAUCAUCCAUAUUUAUCUAGGCUUCAUGAGAUCAAUGAAGAGCCUACUUGCCCAUCUCCUUUCAACUUCGAUUUUGAACAGACAAACUUGGAUGAAGAAGAUAUAAAGGAGCUGAUAUGGAGGGAGUGUCUGAGCUUCAAUCCAGAUAUAAUGCAGGAAUGAUCUCACUGACAUUUAGUUCUAAUCUUGUUUUUGUUUGGUUUUGCUAGAGGGUUGGAUUACAAACUUGCAUGUGUAUAAUAUAAGAAUUGCUUCUGUACAAGCAGAAUAAAAAUUGGGGUUGUUU